Molecule: messenger RNA, 2781 nt
Organism: Tarenaya hassleriana
Lineage: Eukaryota; Viridiplantae; Streptophyta; Magnoliopsida; Brassicales; Cleomaceae
Product: probable disease resistance protein At5g66900
Exons: 5
Coding region: 288-2702 (804 amino acids)
Biological process (GO): cell surface receptor signaling pathway; defense response to fungus
Molecular function (GO): ADP binding
Source: RefSeq, a predicted model, not a curated record
UGCUGGGAGUAAGUUAUUUUUUUGGUUAACAGCUUCGAGUAAGUUUCGGGGCAAAGAAGAAGCUGUCGGUUUUCUGCUGCGCAAUGGUCAACUGUUGCUCCACUUGACAACAAUGACGCGGUUGCUUUGUAACUAAGCUAAGCUACGCCAAGCAGCAUUGACUGAGGAUUCCGGCUUAUAGUUAAAUCAAGUCUGCGAAUUUCGGAUUCCACAGACGAAAUCUGCGAGUUCUGUUUCUGGGUUUUGCUAUUUUCUCAGAAUUGUUGGAGGAGGUGGAAGGUGAAACAAUGGCUGCGUUGGUCGGAGGUGCUGCUUUGGGAGCUCCAUUCGCUGUACUGCUGGAUGCGAUAAUUGCAGAGGCAAAGAAGGUGAGAGCUUUCAAGUCGUUGUUCAAGAACCUUGCCUCAACGAUGGAGAGCUUGAUUCCGAUCGCCAAAGAGAUAGAUUCGAUGUAUGACAAGUUGGACUUACAGAAGAAAGAACUGAAAGAUCUGAUAGAUACGAUCGGAAGGGCUCAAAAAUUGGUUCGGGAGUGUUCGCAAAUCUGGUGGUUCGAUAUUUACAGCAAAUCCAGAUAUAGCAGCAAAAUAAAGAAAAUUGAUCAGGAUUUCCUCAGGUUUCUUCAGAUUAAUAUUCAGCUUCUAAUUUUUGAGAAUCUCUUGAAGACUAUGUGCUCGAUGAAAAGCGUGCAUGAAAAAAUUGAUCGCAUGAGAUCGGGCGGGAACCAGUUUACGGAUCUCUGUUCGGCGCCGGAGCCUGAAAGGGUUGCUGUCGGAUUGAAUCGGCCAUUGAUGGAACUGAAGGAGAAGCUUUUCGAUGACGGGACAUCAGCUGUCGUGGUGUCUGCUCCUCCCGGCUGUGGGAAGACAACGCUGGUCACAAAGCUUUGCCACGAUGAACAAGUCAAAGGAAAAUUCGAAAAAAUAUUCUUUAUCGUUGUGUCAAAAACCCCUAAUGUGAGACUCAUCGUACAGAAAUUACUCCGACACAACGGUUAUGAAGUACCUCCAUUGGUGAACAAGCAGGAGGCAAUUUUCGUCUUAAAAAAACUGCUGAAGCUAAUAGGAGAAAACAGCUCUAUGUUGGUUGUGUUAGAUGAUGUCUGGGUUGGAGCAGAGUCUCUGCUUGAUGCAUUUGCGGUAGAGUCACCGAAUUACAAGAUUCUCGUGACUUCACGAUCUGAGUUCCCGAGUUUUGGUCCUACUUAUAGUUUGGAACCUCUGAAAGAUGAAGAUGCUAAGACCCUUCUCAUCAACUGGGCUGGGAAACCAAAUUUUAGCUUUAGCUCCGAGUUUGAAGACCUUCUCCAAAAGAUAUUGAAACGUUGUAAUGGAUUCCCACUGGCAAUUGAAGUAGUUGGCAGUUCACUGAAAGGCAAAUCCCUAUCUUCAUGGAAAGGUCUAGCGGAAAAAUGGGCUAAAGGCGAUAAAAUUGUUAAUACUCCUCAUCCUAAGGUGCUAGAAUGCUUCCAACCUAGCAUUGAUGCCCUGGGCACUGCUCUUAAAGACUGUUUCUUGGAUAUGGGUUCAUUUCUUGAGGAUCAGAAGAUACGUGCUUCAACAAUAUGUGACUUGUGGGUGGAAUUAUACCGCCGAGGUGAAUACGAUGCGCUUGCCAAUCUAGAAGACCUUUCCUCCCAAAAUCUGCUGAAACUUGUUACUCUCGGGAGAAAUGGCCAUGAAGACGGCUUCUUCAAUGAGUACAUGGUGACACAACACGAUAUACUGAGGAAGCUGGCUAUUCAUAAUAGCGAAUUGGAAGAAAUCCCGGAAAGGAAAAGACUGAACUUAGAGAUACAAGAUGACACGUUUCCCGACUGGUGUUUAGAUCUAUCACAGCCUUUCAAGGCUCGUCUUUUGUCCAUUUGUACAGAUGAUUCAUUCUCUUCAGAAUGGGUUGACAUGGAUUUCCCAGAAGUGGAGGCUUUAGUUCUAAAUAUCUCCACUUUAAACUAUGGCUUACCCGGCUUCAUUGCUAAAAUGGAGAAACUAAAGCUUCUGACAGUAACAAAUCACGGGUUUUUCCCUGCAGAAGUGAGCAACUUCUCGUGUUUCAGAUCCUUGCCAAAUCUUAGACGGAUAAGAUUGGAGAAAGCCUCGAUAAGUUUGCUGGACGUCACCCAACUUCGACUUCCGAGUCUUGAGAAGUUAUCCAUGGUCAUGUGUGACUUCGGUGAGGUUUACUACGAAUUGGAAAUCGAUAUCUCUGGAUCUCUACCGAGAUUGCGAGAGAUUGACAUUGACUACUGCAUUGACCUCGAUGAAUUACCGUUUUGGAUCUGCAAAGUUGUUUCGUUGAAGAAACUCAGCAUCUCGAACUGUAACAAGCUCGCUACACUUCCGGAAGCCAUGAGCAACUUGAGAAACCUUGAAGUGCUGAGGCUGAGGUCUUGCAUUUAUCUCUCUGAGCUGCCGGAAUCGAUAACGGGACUUGGAAACUUGAGCUACCUUGACGUUUGUGAUUGCAUCGGUCUGAGGAGAUUGCCUCUGCAGAUCGGUGGGAUGCAGAAACUGAAGAAGAUUUCGAUGACAAAGUGUGGACGCUGCGAAUUGCCAGAUUCAAUAAGAGAUCUCGAGAAUUUGGAAGUGAAAUGUGAUGAGGAGACGGAGGUGAUGUGGGAAAGGUUCAAACCUGUUAUGAGGAAUUUGACAGUCCAUGUGGAGGAAUGCAAGCACAGCUUAAACUGGCUGAAAAAUCUCUGAUAUCAGUUCAGCAUUAAGUGUAACGUAAACAUCCUCAUUAUAUAUAAUAUACACUACGAUAAAAUACACAUUGCAUAUA